ACGAAAAACUAAUUUGCGCCCGUCUAAUCCCGCAUCGGAACGGCACGGAAAAGCGAAGUGAAUACCGGGUCGUAAAAAAGGAAACGCACCGGUGCAUCCUAGGUCAUGCCGUGCGGGGCCAAAUAAUGUUAGUUUGUGCUGAAGUUCGGCAUUUGUGAGAACGGAAGUAAAGUGUUUUGAUUUCUGAUUGAAAGCACGGGCCACAAGCCACAAACGCACAACGUUGGCUGUGUGUUUUACAGCUUCUGGGUAACAAAGAAAGCAAUAGCAACUACCUUAUAUGAGCAAAAAUGUGGCCAAUGAAGCUGGACAUGACGAAGGAAGAGUGUCGGGGUGUGCUCCGAAGGCUCGAGCUGGAAUCCUAUGGCAGCCUCAUCAGCACCUUUCGAGCACAGGGCUUUCUGUGCAAGGAGAAACUGCGGAUACUGGAAGAUCUUCGACGAAUUCUGCACAUUUCAAACGAUCGGCAUCGGGCAGAGGCAAGACGCGUGGCGAACGACGAGCGACUCUACACGGUGGCCGAAAUAAUCUGCGGACCAAACAGUUCGCAAGAUUGGCGCCGCGAGGGCCAUCGAGCAUUUCCCAUUCUACCAAGGUCGGUACCGCACACCGCACUCACGUACAUCGCCAACACCGUAUACGAGCAGCUAACCCGUGCGAACUGCAAGCUACCGCAUCCCGCCAACACGUCCUGCAAUCGACUCAAAAAGGCCGAAGAGGAAAUGUUCAAGUUUGAGCUGGUGCGAAAAGAGCUCUCCCUGUUCGAGAAGGGAUUCGAACGGGAUGCCGCCGUGGUUACAUCGGACCCGUUGCAGGAUAUUAUGGCUAAAAGCUAUAUCAACAUCGAUGUUAAGCGGACCGAGGAAUCUAAAGCGGAAGCAUCCACACACGCACCGGAAGAAGUGGCCGUUGUUGAGUCGUCUGAGAAUAGGCAGGACGCGCCGGACACGACAUCAACUGGCAACACGACCGAGCAACCUUCGCUGAGCGAUAUACUGUUGGACAACUCCAACAGCCCGCUAGUUGCAAGUAAUACCCCGAACAAAAUUUCGGAAAAACCCAACACGAAAAGCAGCGAACGUUCGAGGAAAAAAUCUCAAGGCACCAAACGACAAAGCAAGGUAAAAUCACCCUACCCGGCCGGGAAACCGAGCAAGAAUGGACCGGUAAACAGCACUAAACAGUCGUCCAAGGCAACGAGCAUACCGAGCCCUCAUCUGAUGCACUCUUACGCUGUCCCCUUCGAUCUGGUGUCGGCCACAAACGGAGGCAACUUUUACCCCGAACCGCCACAAUUGCAACAGCAUUUAACAUCCAAUAUGCCAUACCCAGCCCCGCUGGGGCACUCCAAGGGAGGGCAGUCGGGAAUGUUUUCACCCGGCAGUUUUUCCACCUCCAGAGGCCAGACACCGUCGUCUCCUGUACAUCCGUCGGCAAAUUAUCCGCCACCCUCAUCGGGCCAUUUACACUCAUACAAGCACCAGCAGGGCAUUUUGCCUUCCUCUAAAAAGGAUAUUCAGUACAACUUGUCUAAACUGAACCCCACAAAUAGCAUGCCACCGCAGAAAGGAGUCAAUACGAGUACCGUACCUUCGCGUGGCCCUAACAAUUUCCCUUCCGGUGCGAAAGGUUUACCUCAAGCGCUGUUGAACUAUCAAAAGAGAACAAACAGUAAAAAUAUACUCAUCCCCACAUCGGCGGCGGCGGCAACGUUGGCUAGCCUGGGUUUACCCUUGGCCGAACAUACGAGUGAUUGGAUUUCAUCCAAAAGCCGUGAUACAGCCGUCGGAAUCAAACCGAACAAACUGCAGCAAGAGAUAUCGAAUCCGAGAGUAACAUUACACAUCCCUCCGAUGGCAAUUUCUUCAAGCCCCGAGGAAGUGGAGGAAAGCUCUCCCGUUCCGAGCGAUAGCAAUAUCGCUGGAAAAGAAUCGCUAUCUUCUUUUCCUUCUGCAGCGGCCCAUGUUUCUGUUACCACCAGCUCUGUUGGUGACGUAAUUGCCACAAAUAACCCUACCCAGAGUUCUGACCUAACCUCUUCAAGUGUGCCGGGUAAAUCGAACGUAGAAUUCGGUCCGGUCCUUACACCGCCAGUUGUGAACAACGUCCUUCCCCUGAAGCAACCGAACAUUGCCGGUUUUACGCCGGUCAAGAGUGGUAGCAAACUGUCCGUGAGCAAGACACAACUUAUGCCGUUGGUUGCCCCAUCACCAGCACCACAGUCGGCUCCGAUCGGUGCCGCGGGAAUGACAAAAAGCAAUGUGUUCAUAUUGCCGAAAUCCAACGUACAGGGCAUUCUUAAUGUGGGGCAGAAGAUAAGCAUCUCCAAAUGCAUCGUCGACCCGCCGGCGGGAGCACCAGCAGUGACACGGAGUCCACCAAAGGUGAUCGUACAGCCGGUACCGAAUCUGAACAACGUUGCGUCCUUUGACCUCGACACGGAUCGCAAAGAAGCGACGGCCCAGAUGAGACAACAACUGUUUGCCCCCGACAAGCUGUCCUCGGAAGUCGCUCAUGUGUUGACACCGAUGGAAAUUGCGACCGGUGGUUUAGUGAAGCCGGUCGCCAAUGUUCAGCCAGCAAUUCGCUCCAUUUCGGUUGAUGGUGCCCCUUCAAUCGUGCCAGCAGCUCUCGAUGCUCCUACGGUUAGAAAAAUAACGAUUUCCGCAAGCCAGCUGAUCCCAUUCAAAGGAACUCUACGGGACGGAAAAUCGUUACCGACGGUAACGAUCGCUUCGAAUGCUUCCAAUUUGCCACUGGCGACGAAGCAGGUAAAAUUUGGCUCUUCUAGCGGUGUUGAAAGUACGAACGCGCCAACUAUAGCUGCGAGUAAACCCAGUAUAGACUGGGAGCAGGAAGUGGACCGUGCCAAUGGCACUCAACAGGGACCACCCACCGCCGAAGUGCACAAUCUUCCCGACAACGGUGAAGAGGUAAAAGAAGUGGUGGUUAAAAUGGACGCCAUACAGGAAACCAACGGAAUCAGUCAACAGCACGAUCACAACUCGACUGAAACGGAGCAACCGACAGCAUCGAAGCAAGUGGAAGAAACAAUUCCACCUAGUUUCGGGGUUAUCUCAGCGGACCGCACCGACGACUCGUCGGCAACAGAUUCGGCCGAUGCCGAAGAAGAUCCCGAAGACGACUCGGCCAGGAUAGUGGAGGAUGACGGUAUCGAGGAAGAUGAUUACGAUGAAGAGGAUCGCACGGUGGUCGACGUGGAAACGGACACGCACGGAAUCAUUAUAGAAGAGGACGAAGCCAACUAUGAUUCCUUUAUCGAAGAGGUGGCGGACGAUGAAAACUACAUCGAAGAAAUCGUCGACGAACAGAUGGAAAUUAGCUACGAAUCGUCACGCGAACUAGCCCACACGUCGGAUAAUAUAAUCGAAGAGGAGGAGGAGGAGGAGGAGGAGGAGGAUCAUCAUCCCAGCAUGAAUGGAAUGAUGGAGGACGACCAGACGGAGAUGAUGCAGUACGCACAGUGCACUGACAUGAUCGCGGAUGAAACAGUCGAAAACGGUAGUUCACAUGAGCCGCAUUCAAUGAAGGACGAUAUCGUUUGCGAGCUGCUUGAGAUCGACGCCGAUGGCACCUACUCUACGCGGCAGUUUUCGUACGAACAGGCAAUCGCCGAAGGCCUGACGGUACUGCCGACGAUGGCCAAACCGGCGCAUAAAGCGAACCGAUCAGUAAGUUGAAGCAGCAGUCCUACACUAGAACAAGAGGGUUUGAGCGAAACAGCAUAAAAACAGUUGGUUCAAAAGUACAAUGCAAUCGCUACCUUAAAAGUUAUUACACCGGCAUACUGGUGUAGAGCAAAAUCAUAGUUGGCGAUACUUGCUAUUUAUUUUGGAAUCUGUUUUUAAGGGCAUCGAGCUCACAUUUGUACAUAUGAUGCAAAAAGAAAUAAUCAAAUUGUUUUUUUACACUUAUUUCUCGCAUAACACCCACCCGUUUGUUUUUAAACGAUUACGCCCUAGACAGUGAUAAGACUUUUCGUAGUGAAUUUAUUUUCGACACAUACACCUUGAUACUGCUCAAUACCUCAGGUGACUUACUCCCGUACAUUUCUUUUACAGUUACAGUUGAUUACUGUUAAACAACAUUGUGACUUUUUGAUCAGUUUAAGUUUAUUGAGAAAUUUGUUAGGAAACAAUCAAUUCAGCUGCUACCAUAUCCAAUGGGUGUUUAGGCCGGAACUAGAUUAUUUCCAUUGCCAACUGUACAUUAAUCGCCUGUAAAUUUAUUCUUGACCUAACCUUACUGCACAAGCCCUCCCCCUCUCUUACGCUGCCGAAGGCAAUGGUUUGCUUUAUCGAAUUAGAGAAAAAAAGUAGAGUUAUAGAGUGGAAUGGUGCGAUCGGUUGUUUGAACCCUUUACCUGCUCGUAAGAUAUUAAAUGCC
Anopheles coustani is the source of this 4407-nucleotide messenger RNA. RefSeq lists its product as uncharacterized. The coding region runs from base 291 to 3701 and encodes 1136 amino acids. The transcript has 5 exons. Lineage: Eukaryota; Metazoa; Arthropoda; Insecta; Diptera; Culicidae. Gene Ontology annotation, biological process: regulation of DNA-templated transcription. Gene Ontology annotation, cellular component: nucleoplasm. The record is from RefSeq and is a predicted model, not a curated record.